This is a messenger RNA of Coffea arabica (coffee), 1076 nucleotides long. RefSeq lists its product as uncharacterized. Gene Ontology annotation, molecular function: protein binding; ATP binding; protein kinase activity. The record is from RefSeq and is a predicted model, not a curated record. Gene Ontology annotation, biological process: protein phosphorylation. NCBI's taxonomy places the organism in Eukaryota, Viridiplantae, Streptophyta, Magnoliopsida, Gentianales, Rubiaceae.
UUUGCUAGACGAAGUCACUUCUAAGAGUUUUGAUGCAGAAUGUCAAGCUCUACGCAACCUUCGUCAUAGAAAUAUAAUCAAAGUGAUUGGCAGUUGUUCUAAUCUUGACUUCAAAGCCUUAGUGCUUGAUUAUAUACCCAACGGGAGUCUUGAAAAAUGGUUGUAUUCUCAUAACCAUUGCUUAGAUCUGCCGCAAAGACUAAGCAUAAUGAUAGAUGUUGCCUCUGCAUUGGAAUAUCUCCAUUAUGGUUGCACGACACCAGUGAUUCACUCUGAUCUGAAACCUAGCAACAUAUUGCUUGACAGAGAUAUGGUUGCUUAUGUAUGUGACUUUGGCAUUGCAAAGUUUUUGGAUGAAGGAAACAGUGUUUUGCUUACCAAGACUCUUGCAACACUUGGAUACAUGGCUCCAGAGUAUGGAGUUGAAGGGCUGGUGUCAACAAGAGUUGACGUGUAUAGUUUUGGCAUAAUUAUGAUGGAAACAUUUUCAAGAAUGAAGCCUAGUGAUGAAAUGUUCAAAGAUGAUUUGAGCCUGAAGAGUUGGAUAGAAGAAUCUCUACCUGAUGCAAUAUUUCAGGUCGCAGAUCGCAACUUACUCGGGGAACAAGAUAAGCAUUUCAAUGAGAAGUUGGAGUGCAUAUCAAUGAUAUUCAAUUUGGCUUUAAGUUGCUGCACUGAAUACCCACAAGAUCGGAUUAAUAUGAAAGAUGUCGUGACAACACUCAAGAAGAUAAAACGUAAACUUGACGCUUAAUCAGGAUGAUGCCAAGAAUUGGAACGUGAUGCAAGACAAUAAAUGUUGUCAUCCAAGUUAGAAAUUAAUAGGUGCUAAAGUUUUAUUCCCUUCUCUGAAAAUGUUGUUUUGUGAAUCUAUUUGCAGGUAUGUAAUGCUAAGUGCAUUUUCUUAGUUGUUAUUUGAGAGAAAUCCAGAGGAAAAUCACAUAGGAGGUGACAGCAUUUGAAAUUAGAACUGAAGCACGUUAUUUCUAAUUCCGACCCAAAAUUGUAUGUGCAUAGUCUUGCUUCGUGAAAGUUGAAACUCUCCAUUUGAUUUAUGCAUUUUGCAGAUUAGACCA